Molecule: messenger RNA, 1047 nt
Organism: Colletotrichum graminicola M1.001
Lineage: Eukaryota; Fungi; Ascomycota; Sordariomycetes; Glomerellales; Glomerellaceae
Exons: 3
Coding region: 1-1047 (348 amino acids)
Molecular function (GO): oxidoreductase activity, acting on the CH-OH group of donors, NAD or NADP as acceptor; NAD binding; NADP binding
Source: RefSeq, a predicted model, not a curated record
AUGGAAACAGGCCUCUCAGCACCAUCGGGUCCAUUGACCCCGCACCCGCGACUAGGGUGGAUUGGUCUAGGAUCAAUGGGUCUUGGCAUGGCAAGCAACCUGCAGAAACACCUCGUCAAACUCAGUGCCCCGAAUCUGCAGUACUACAAUAGGACAUUAUCACGCGGCGCCCCCCUUUCAGAGAUCGGAGGGCUGGCACGUUCCAAUGCCAAGGAUCUUGUCAAUAAUACUGAUAUAAUCUUCAUGUCCCUCAGCGAUGAUGCGGCGCUCGAGGCAACUCUAGAUGCAUUACUCGAAAUGCCCGCACCAAUCAACUUGACGGGCAAAGUCAUUGUGGACACAUCCACCGUCCACCCAUCCUCGUCGGCAACAGCGAGAGAUCGUCUGGCAGACAGAAACGCAAAGUUUGUCGCAGCUCCUGUAUUUGGCGCAAGUCCUGUGGCUGCGGCAGGAAAGCUGUUAUGGAUCAUCGCAGGGCCUCGCGACGCCGUGGAUAGGAUUGACCCCUUCAUCGUGGGCGUCAUGGGAAGGGGUGUCAUUCGGCUCGGCGAAGAUGUACAGCAGUCUAGUAUGAUGAAGACGGCCGGAAACUUCAUGACCGCAGGGAUGAUGGAACUCGUCGCUGAAGCCCACGUCUUUGCCGAAAAGACGGGACUGGGCACUGAGGCGAUGGAAACGCUUAUUGGGCAGCAAUACGGACCACUGGCUCUAUCGAUAUCAAAACGGAUGACAGCGGGGGCCUACAUGCCACCGCGAGGCGAAAGACCCAUGUCGGACUUGACACUGGCUUUGAAAGACGUCAGCCACGGCAUUGACUGCGCAGAGAAGGCUGGUGCACAACUGAAAGUGGGAGCGGUCGUUUUGCAACACCUUAGAGAGGCAAAAAGGUUCUCAGACACUGAGAGAAGGCAGCUUGAUUCCUCGUCCAUGUACGGUGUCUUGAGAGCAGAGUCUGGGUUGCCAUUUGAAACUGUGUUCGUCAAGGGGAGGGACAGUUUUGAAUCCUUAACCUUAAGCUCUGGGGAUGCCGAACAUCCGGAAAAUUGA